AUGGCGCAAAAUAGUGACGCAGUAUUAUUGCAGUGGGUGGAGGAAACUCCCGCGAAGCCUCCCCCAGCCACUGAAAAGUCCACGAGAAAAAUAAGAUCCCCCAUCCCGCUUAUUCUUAGUAACAGUUUUUGUAUACUCGACUCUCUAUGUGUUGGUGAGAUUUUGGUUGUGAGACAGUCGUCAACCAUACCUGAACUUCCUCGGCCAUCUCAGCCGCACUCGACGAUGCCGUGCGUCGGUGGCUCAUAUAAAUACAUAGGAAGCACGUUUCUGGCUCGAUUGCCCGCCGAAACCGCGUCGAACACGGUGAUCUAG
Danaus chrysippus (African queen) is the source of this 315-nucleotide messenger RNA. Lineage: Eukaryota; Metazoa; Arthropoda; Insecta; Lepidoptera; Nymphalidae. The record is from the annotation of a GenBank genome assembly.